Molecule: messenger RNA, 6089 nt
Organism: Bombus terrestris (buff-tailed bumblebee)
Lineage: Eukaryota; Metazoa; Arthropoda; Insecta; Hymenoptera; Apidae
Product: DAZ-associated protein 2
Exons: 5
Coding region: 1684-2310 (208 amino acids)
Source: RefSeq, a predicted model, not a curated record
CAUGAUCAAAUUAUAAAAGGAAGAAAAGUUGAUAAAAAUGACAUGAAAAUAAAAACAUGCUUCGUCGACUACAAAUAACAAACAAAACGAUGAAGCGUGUUUCAUAGAUAUCUUUUAGAUGAAUGUAAUAUGUAACGAAAAAUAUUUCAAGAGCGAAAUUAUGUUUGUUUGCCUCCUUACCUACUUUGUGUGCAAAUAUAUACAUAUAUACAUAGCUUUGAUCAUUUUUUACAUAUUUGUAUUUUAGUUUGCAUGCUUGGAAUGCGUUGCUAGAAAGACACGUGACGUGUGAGCUUCUUCGAUGACUGACAUUUUAUUCCUUCAUUUACAUCCGAUCAAAAAACGAUCGAGAAAAGAAAGUUUAUAAAUAUAUCUUAUUUAAUUUUUGUUCGUAUAGAAGUUGCUCGCACGUUUUAACGUAAUGCAUGUUCAUAACAUGUUGUAGAUUUUUUCAUAAUUCUAUCUUUUAUGUUUGCCUUCGCUCGUUGCCUUCUUAACUUUCUAAUGGUCGAUGUGUUUCCUUUUUUGCAGAUAUAAGCUUUUCUUACGAAUAAACUGUAAUAUUUUGUUCUGAAGAAAGAUAGAAAAUGGUUAAGAAGGAAUCGAACGAAUUAUUUUCGUCGGUUUUUAAUCGUGUAGUUGAGGAAUUUUAUAAAUGGUCUUUUAGACACGACACAGAGACGUUCCUAUUCCUGUCGUGAACAAACCAUCGAAUUCAUUAACAUCUCUAAAAAUUGCUUUUCUUCCUUCAACGAAAGUUCUGGGAAAUUAUUAAGAAAUUGGUUCAGUCGGAUUGUUGCUACAAGGUCAUAGGAAUCUCUCGAGCGUUUUUGAGUUGCAUGUGCAUGUUUGGCAGAAUAUAUCAUGUAUACUGUUAAUAGUGAGCUUAAAUAUGAGAUAGUAUUCAACGAUAUUCAUCGAGAGUUGUGAAUAUAAGGAUGUCUCUACUUUCUUAAACCCAGCGGUCUAGACAUGUUCGAUAAAAAGUCGAUUAAAUCUAUAUCGAGACUAGGAAUCAAGGGAAGAAUAGCAGAUGAAUAGAUAUCACCUGAUGAUAAAGCUUGUCACAUUGUUCUUCUACAGGGAUGUUCUUGAAAUUACAGCAAGUGGAACAAAAUAUCAAAAUACGGAGAAAAAUAUAGAAAUAUUUUUAAAUGAUCUUAAAUACACGUUGUUCUAACAGAAACAUGGAAAGAUGAAAUUAAUAAAAUUAGAUCAUGUUAUAUAUUGAAAAUAAUCUUAGUUUACUACAUUAUUAUGUUCUUUUAUGAAAAUGACCAAUUAAUAGAGAUUGAAUAACAAUAAUUAAGCUAUUAUUAUUAAUAUAAUUUUCAAUAAUUUCAAUAUAAUUAUUAUUUCUCAAAGAAUAUUUGCUUUUGAAGAUUCUUCUAAAUAUUAUGUGAAUACAGUGAAAGUGAAAUCUUCGAUCAUUCCUCGGUCGCUGGGUUCUCUGAGGCACAAAAACUGUUCCACCGAAGCAUUUCGAUGAAUAAAAUCGUCUAGUUUAAAAAAAAGAAUGAAAUAGAUGAAUCGCGAUUAUAACGAAACAAAACGGGCAGGUUUCGCCCAGUUUCUCGCGUGAGCGUGUAAAACGCGAUAGACCAUUUGGUUCUGAUGGCAAAUUAGGUCGAAUAUGCUCAUUGGGACAAAUUAGGUUACGAAAGUAAUAACAGAGAGCAGGAGAUGAGAGGGAAUGCGUGCGUGUACGAGAGAAAGGCGGGUCGAAUAAAGAGCAGAAAGAAAGGGGAUGAAAAAGUGGGAGAGGCAGAAAGAGGGAAAAGAGAAAGAAAGGAAUUAGCAUACCCGGUGACACCUCAUCCACCAACAGGUUUUGUCCCUGCGCCGGCACAGCCUGCUACCUACGGUAGUACACUUGCAGGUGCCGCACCGUAUGGAGUAUUUCCUAAUCAACCACAACUUUAUGCAGCGCAAGGACCACCGCCGCCGACGUAUGAUCAAACUCUUACUCAUCCGAUGAUGUAUCAACCAAUGUAUGGUCAAGGAUACCCAGGAUACUUAGCGGGUUAUCCUGCAUAUGGACCAUUGCAAUAUUAUCCACCAUUAGCUGCAGCUGCAGCAUAUUACCCUGCAGCAGCAAUGCAGCCUCCAGUUAGGCCCCCUACACUUGUGAUGCCUAAUGGAUUCGAUGCUACUAAUCGAUUUGAUAGUAUCUCACAACCUGUCUUGCCACCACCCCCAACAGUUCCAAAUGCCGCUCAACUAGCUGCAAUGGCGAGUCACAGCGUGGCUAUAUCGCAAAAGAAAAAUUUCCUAGGAGGGGGAACAGAAGGCGGUUACACCUUUUGGUAAACCAUUAAAACUUUUGUGAAACACUAAGUCUAACAAAGGCAUUGUUGUCGAGAUGAUCCAUGUAGGCAAAUCUGAUUUAUGUUAGAAUUCUACUAUUUUCACAUUGGGAGCAGCUAUUAAUUAGUAUAUCUUGUGCGUGGACCGAUCGCAAAAAUAGCACUUUCUAAUUCACUAAUAUUCUAAAAGUGCUUAGUAUAUUUUCUGUUAGCUCGUUAGUUUUUUCUUGUCACAGAUUUAUAUGUGACGUAUAGUUAUCGGUGCACAAUGCGAUUUUCAAAUUUUAGCUAUCGGUCGGCGCAUACAACAUACUAUAAGAUUUAAGAGAAACAUUAAGAAGGGAAGACUCGUGCGGCACCAGUUAUAUGAUUGAAAAAAAGCAGCUAUUUGAGAUAACUCGAAAAAAAUCUAAAAGCACAUUUUGUAAACUAAAGAUGCGUAAAAGUGAAAUUGUAGGUCUUCGAUGAUAUUUCGUUAUCUCAUGAUGGUAACGACCAAAUGAUAAAUGAUCCCUCGACGUACUUAAACUAAAAUUUAAGAAAAUGAUGGUUAUUUAAAAAUACAAGAUAUUAUUUUAAAUUACUCGAUUGUCACGCGACGUUAAGUUGUAUUAAUAUAACAGAAUCCGUACGUUUAAUAUUACGAAUGCUAUAAAAUUCUUUUUGAAAAUGGAAAAUUUCAAUUAUGUGAUCUAAAAAAAGUUUUAUCUUUUCGUAUUUAACGCAAUUAACGAUACAUUUCAAAACGCACGAGAUGUUCCAUUUUUAUUUUAUAAAAGUGAUGUUAAACGCGAGCGAGAGUAGGGAACACGGUGUUGUUCUUCUUUUUAGAGUUAGCGGGUGAAUACAUGCACCAGUGGAUGCGAGUUGUCUUAUUCGCCUACAGGGAUCGAUAUUCAAAGUGUGUUCUAAGCCUUUUUUAAGCGCGACUUGGUUUUCUGCAAGGCAAACCGAAGAGCAAAGGGGUUGCUCGCGUUAUUUCUGUUACUUUCUAGACGACUAUAUUUUUUUUCGAUAUUUUUUUCCUUUGGAGCUUUUAAUGCUCCAAUGAAGUUUCUUUUCCAACGUGAAAAAAGGUCAUCAUAGCCCCAACGUUUAGGGAAAAAAGAACAUGUUCGUGAUAGGAGCCUGAGGAAUGCGUGAGAGUCAUUCGUAAUUGUUGAGGUUAUUUGUUGCGCAUUAUACCUGUAAUUUAGCGAACAAUUAGUAGUACAUAGGAAACUUUUAUUAUUCUUUUUUUUUUGAUAAAAAUUUUAGUGAGGGCAGUAGGGAGAGAAAUGUUUGAAAUGGUUCCUUUUUCACGUCAUUAAAAUCAUUAUGUAAUUUUGACGCAUUUUAUGAUUAUAAAAUAUGUAUAAGCGAUGUUCAAGGCUCGAGUGCCAAACGACAAAGUUCAAAAUUAUAAAAUAUACCGAAGAUUCUCACGUAUUCAAUCGACUUCAAAGAUACUUACCUACUCUACCUAAAAGUACGCACUCUCUUCUUUAAAAACAGUAGUCUUUCUUCCUAGUUGUUUGAUGUUUCUUUUUUAAAUGCAGAUUAGCUAGGUCGGCUAACAAAGUUAUUAUUUAAUUGAAAUGAAAGGCUUGCCCGCGGCGUUCGAAUUUCUAUAAGUGGGUUAAAAUUGUGCUUUGAUUGAAACAGUUACCAUGUAGUGACUGAAAUUCCUCAAUAAACGUUAUUUUGCCUUUUCAAUAAGCACCCGUGUAACUAUUCGAACUGAUCGAUGUGUAAUACCCAAAAAAUAUAAUAGUAUAUAUAGUAUAUAAGUACGUCCUCUCCGUAAGCAUUGUAAACAUAGUAACAUUAUCCAAGUUUUCUUUAUUCGUGUCAAGUUGCAUAGUAACUAUGUGGGAACUGAAUUCGACCAAAGCUCACGAAGGAAACAAAUAGUUGACUCAAUUUCAAAGUACAAAUUGAAUAUCCAUGUAAGUAGAGGGAAAGUUCGUAACGACGGGGUCAAGCCUUAUGUCAGCCAUAUUAGGCGAUGUUGCGGUAAUGAUACGGUAAGCAACGCAGCGAGUUCGUAACGCCUAUAAUUUAAUAUACAGUGCAGAAUGUUGUUAACAACUACAUACUAUUUUCUGAGAAACUUGAGAUCUAUUUCAAAGAACGAAGAGACACAGAAAUCCUGGAGAUUGUGAAAAAAAAUAACUAGUUGCACACAGCUACGAAAACGACUGUUUUGCUCCGCGAUCAUAGGCAUAUAGUACGGUGAACCUGCUGAUAGGAUACCUGAAAUGUUCCAUUCUGCAGGUGCACAAUUAAACACGAUAUUAAUUAAGCAAUGAAGAUCGAAGAAACUAAUUUACAAUCGGUGAUAGCUUAGGAUAGGACCAAGAAACGCAGUUCUAUUUAGAAUUUUUCGAAUAGGUGUUCCGGCAAACUUGACCAGUACUCUAAUAUGUUUCGCAUUGGGCUUUAAUGAGGAUGGGUAUUUUCAAAUACCUCUCUGUGAUGUAAACAAAAGUGACUUUUUACUCUUUAAUUGAGAUUAAAAUAAGUUACAAUUUAAUUAACAGUGAAUCAAAGUGAUUUCUAUUCUGCUUUGAAAAUUCUAUUAGUUAAAUUUUUAUGAAUCAAGUUUAUUCUAUGGAGGAAAUUAUGUAUCAAUUUCAAAAACAAAAUUCAUCCAACGUUUUCAAUUUUUGCACCGUUAAAAAACGCAGGAACUUCCUAAAAAAAUUAACUACUGUUCUUUGUAUUUUGUGAUAUCUGAUUACCUCAAAAUCUAAAGCAGAAUAUGUAGGUACUUGUCUUGUUUUGUACCAUCGUCGAAUUUAAUUGAGUUUCUACGAAAAGAAAAGAAGAAAAAGAGGAUAAUGCGCGAACGAUUGGAAUUCAAAUUUUCAUAAGGGCGAAACGCACUGGCCAAAUUUGUUGCCACAGCGCCAUAACUUACAUUCACCUUGUACCUUCAAUUCUUUUUCUACCAGAUGUACCUACAGUUAUUCACAUAUGACCAGCGUUUGAUAAAGAAGCGCGUAAUCUCAAUCUUAUUAAAAGAAAAAAAAUCUAGUCCGAAGAGUCUGACUGAUUGGGAUACAAAAUGUUACAUAGACCUUUUUUCUCAAUCCGUGCGACGCCAGGUGCGAAAUAAAUACCGCAGCAUUCACUUAUACCUCGAGACAUCUGAGAAAAUUGACAUUUUCCAAAACAAAAAAAAAAAAAACACUCAUGCCAUUCCAUUUGACGACAUUGAGUCAUAAUCGACACAUGUACGAGUCGCAUUUAGGAAUUUGAGACGCGUAUUAAAAAAAAAAAAGAAAAAAAUAUUUAAAAAAAGACAAAAAAAGGUGAUAAGCGAGAAGUAUGUCGUUACUUGAAAUGUAAUCACUCUCGUCGAAUUUUUGCGAGUUUGCAUAUCAGCAAAGGGCUGUUUAUUGCAAAAAAUGGGGCACUUCGCUCAUACCUUACAUUGCACAAGAAGUGCACUGAGCCAUCUUAAUCUUUGCAGCUAUGAUAAGAAUUGAAUGUUACAAUGAUCCUUUCAGAAAGAGAAAAAUGAAAGAAAAUGAAUACUAAGCCCAAUGGCUAAUUUUAUAGGAACUUGUACACGUGAAGAAACAAUUGAAUUAUGUUGUGUUGAUAUUUAUAUUUAAAUUAUUAUUAUUUAAACAAUUUAUUCGCAGAUUACCUACAAUUUAGAACAAAAUUUACGCAACAUUUUGACCAAUUAUUUUGUAUUUUGAGCGAGAGUGGUGGAAAGGUUUUAUAUCAUGAAAAAAGUGUGCAAUAAGCGUAAUGUCUAUUGUAACAAUAAAGAAAUGAUAUUAAUUGCAA